AUCGAUUAUAGUGCCUGCAUGUGAGCAGAAGCAAUGGAGGUGAGACAAUGUACUUACUAACUGCCCCUGAUUAGCAGGACUCUGUAUGUUUGCAUUGUAUAACGUAACAAAACUCACUACAGCUAUAAAUACCACAACCGUGCACGUCUAAGUGAGUUCCUAUUCAAGCUGAGGAUUUGUGUUUUUUUUUUUCUUUCGUUUUGACUCGUGUAACUUAAAGUAUUGAAUUCCACGGCCGGUGCUAUAUAAUUCCUGUUUAAAUGAAUGAGUCGCCAAGAAUUACUUGCUCAGUUUUUAAUAAUAAAAAGCAUGAAUAGGUCAUCCAGCCGUUUAACAGUCCUUUCUAUUACCCUGUAUAACAGCUACGUCUUCCCCAAAGUCCCUGUUAGUGUUUCUAGGAUAGUAGUCGGCAAACUUUGACACUCCAGAUGUUAUAGAUUGCAUCAUCCCUAUGACUGUACUAACAUUGUUGUAGAUGUAGUCCGCAACAUCUGCAAAUGUGUAUUCCUUGCGCUAUAGUACCCUAGUCACUGUUUAAGUGAAUCCACUUCCUCCUCGAGAGUUAAAAGUAGCAAAUCCUGUGCUACUGUGUCUCUGCGGCUGGUCCAGUCUCUUUGGUUGAGAUUGAUGAGCUCAGCCAAUACAGUGCUUUCCUAUAAAUGGGGAAUGUACAGUCUUUUGUAGUAGCCACUUAGCCACAAACGCUGGCCAAAGUUAACGUUGAUAUUUGUUUUUUUUUUGCAUCUUUUUACACUAAAACUGCACUUUUACUGGUGAUUUCAUCGUCGUGAUAAGUUUUACUGUUUUAAACACUCAUAUUGGUGUUGAGCGAAGUCUCCCGAGUAUAACAAUACCCCCAUGUACAGAUUUUAUGGUGUUUUGGAAAGUUACAGGGUCAAUAUUGGGCUUGCCCAAUUCAGUUUGUCAGAUUGUUUUGCUGGGUCUAUAUUGUCUUUUGAGACUAUAUGGUACCCCAGGAAUGUGAAUUAACCCCAUCAUGGCAUACCAUUUUCAAAUGUAGACAACCCACGGUAUUCAAAAUGAGGUAGUUCCAGUCUUUUGUAGUAGCCUCUUAGCCACAAACGCUGGUCAAAGUUAGCGUUUUUAUGUUUUUUUAAAAAAAAAUUUAAAACAAAAACUGAAUUUUUACUGGUGAUAUCGUCGUGAUAAGUUUUACUUUUUAAAACACUCAUAUUUGUGUUCAGCGAAGUCUCCCAAGUAUAACAAUACCCCCGAUGUACAGAUUUUAUGGUGUUUUGGCAAGUUACGGGGUUAAAUAGAGGGCUUGCCAAUUAAAUUCUCUGGACUGUCUGUCUAAGUUGCCAGGCAGGUCCCUCAAAUUAUAAUUAAUACAAUCAAAUAAUUAUGUAGUUAAUAGUUAAAUAUAUUUGUAGUAUGUGUGUAUGUAUAUAUGUAAAUAUAAAAAAGCAAUGCGUCUGGCACUCUGCCUGAAAAACAAUCAGUGAACUUGAACCAAAGUCCUGCUCUGCGCUGGAUAAAUAUAAACAAACAAUAAAGAUGGGAGCACUCAAUGGAUUUCCAAUGAAAUGAAUGUAUUCAGAUGUUGCCAAUAAGGAUCAAUGUUCGCUAGGUUGAGUGCAUUGAGUGCUCUCAUCUUUAUUGUUUGUGUGGGUCUAUAUAUAUAUAUAUAUAUAUAUAUAUAUAUAUAUACACACACUUCUAUUUCCUAUAUAUGUAUAAUAUAUUAUAAUUAAAGCAUUUUAUAAUAUAUUAUAUAUAAUGCAUAUAUAUGAUUACAUUAUAUGUGUAUUUUGAGAUAUAUGUAUAUAUAUGCAUUAUAUAUGUGUAAUAUAUUAUAAAAUGCUUUAUUUUAUAAUAUAUUCUACAUAUAUAUGUAUAAUAUAUAUUUUUUAAUUAUUAUUUUUUUUUACUUUUUAGCAGGCUGGGGGACUGCCUGACAGCUCAGACAGUCCCCCUGCUGGCAGCUCCAUAGACCCCUAUUGCGGCCAAUACUAAUACGUCCGUGGUUGUUAAGGGGUUAAUCCUGCAAUAAACCAUUGCCAUUCUGCAGAACAGCAACGUUGUCAGUGGUAGGGUUAAAAAAGGGGGCACAGGAUACCCAGACUACUUCAUUGAGAUGAAGAUAUUGGGGUACCUAUAGUGCUCCUUUAAUACGUAUGGAGAACUUUGGUGAUUAGGGAUAGACAUUGUGAUUUAUUAAUAAUUGUGAAUAAUUAACAAGAAGAUAGCAAAUUCAAGGUCCAAAUAGUUAAACAGAAAAAUUUGCCCUCUUAUUAAAAGCGUAUGUGUCUCUUUCAGGGGUCUUUACAUAUUUUACAAAGACCCCCGAAGGUGACAUCUCUGGUUAGGGCCCGGUGGCUGUGGAUUGCACUGAAAGGGAGCUUUCUGAGGACCUUAUUCUGCUCCUGAUGCUUUAUCAGCCAAGAGCCUGGUCAGUGCUCUACACUUAGGCAUGCACGAGAGCACAACACUGAGAUCUAUGGUGGAGACUGAUGGUGCCUCAGUGUAUCACGAGUGACAAUGCCUGAAUCCCACAGUUGUCACAUUUGAAGACUGCUGAGAUUGGAAAAAAGUUGACGGUGGAGCUCAGCAUCUUGUCAACCUUAGUCCAUCUCAAAUAUAAAAAAAUACAAUCUACAAAAAAGAAUAAAAAUAGAGAAUAUAUAGUGUAGUAGAUUUGAACACCAAAUUUUGCACUAGUAAAAUUGCACUCACAAGAUGAGAGAGUAGUAAGGGCAUAUAACGGUCUUAGUCCAUCUCAAACCUGCACAUAAGACAGUGAAGACCCUGCUUUAUCUUAUGGUACCUUUUGGAUAGUUCCCUAAUAUUCCAGCCCAGUCAGCCUGAGUGUUUCAUAUAGAUAUAUACCUUUGUAGGUGAUAGAGCCAAUUUGUUUUCCUGUUUUGCUACUUCGACUUAAAACAACACAUACGCCUUUCCAGACACACACACAGAGUUUUAAGAAGAUCUUAGAAAGGCCUUGCAUCAGUGAUAACUUCACUCAUUUUGUUUAUGUGUAAUUCCUUGUGAAAUAGUUGUGCAGUUUAAUCAGUAAAGAUUUGGUGUAAUUUCCAAAUGAUGCUUGCACUAAUAUGUUCUCCUCCCUUCUCUCUACGUUCUUCAGGUCCGUACCUGCCCAGUAGGUACCUAUCACAUUCCGGGGAAACCUCACUCAGUACAUAUAUUGUUGGAAGGUUACUGCAAGGAUGCCGGACAUAAUCAGUUUGUGGCUGAUGGCUCUGUCACGCUUGUACGUGGCCCCCUUACUGUCUUGGUGGACACUGCUGGCCCUUGGUCACGUGAUAACCUUCUUGAAUCUCUACGGUGCCAAGGUGUGACCCCUACUGAUGUUACUCACGUUAUAUGCACACAUGGCCACUCAGAUCAUGUGGGAAACCUCAAUCUUUUCCCAAAGGCUGAGAUACUAGUGUCUUAUGAUCUGUGGCGUAACGGUGUCUAUGUUGCCCAUGACUUCCGUGGUGGUGUUCCUUAUCUGUUGCCUGGAGGGGAAGGACUGAAAGUGAUACCAACACCAGGCCACACCGGUAGUGAUACAACACUCCUUGUUCCUGGAACCACUAUGGGCACAGUGGCAGUAGCUGGAGACCUUUUUGAAAGGGAAGAGGAUCAUGAUUCCUGGCGUCAAUUAAGUGAAGAUCCUGAAACUCAGGAAAGGAACCGGACAGCUCUUCUGAAAGUUGCAGAUGUAAUUGUGCCGGGACACGGACCACCCUUCAAGGUCAUAAGGACUGAGCAGUAGACUGUGAAACAUUUGUUUAUGUGGGCUCAUAUCCUUGCUAUUGUUAAAACGGACAUGAAUCUCCAGGACUUGAACCAACAUGCUUUAUUUUUUAGCAUAUUGUUCAAACAAUAGGCAGCAUAAAACCAAUUUUUUUUGCAGCGGUUAUUCAACAAGGAGCUGCACUGUCUUAUCUCUGUUCACAAAGUUGAUAUAUCAUUGCCUAUGUAGACCUCUUAUUAUUAUUUAUAUAGUGCCAGCAAAUUCCGUGGCGCUGUACAAUGGGUGAGACUGUACUCUGAGAUAGAAACUAUGCAUUCAUACCCUGCCACUCCACAUAUGUGUAUGUAGAACGCGGGAAUCAGACUUAGGUGCUGCCAAGGUUUUCAUUUUGUCUGAAUAUAUUAGACAAAAAAAAAUUGUUUUCUCUGAACUGAAUUUCGUCUAUUUGUUCAUUAGUUUUUAGAUUAAAUUUGGUCAUUAUUUUUGUUUCUGAUCUGUGUCGCAGGCCACAGCUGCAUCUUGCAGUUAUUUAGUAGUUAAUCUCUAAAUUGGCACCCUUGUGGGAUUUGAUGUAAACAAAUCUCUUAACACCCACAAAUGCAGAGUAAUAAAUAAAUAAAUGAAUUAACUUUGCACGAAUUAUACAGCUUUCCUAGGAUCACCUCUUUUAGUUGGUGGCCUAUGACAAUCUAAAAUAUGGGAUAAAGCUGAAUAUCUAAAAGAAAAAGUAUCAGAACAUUGUAAUAGGUCUUAAAAUAAAAAUGACACUUUUACUGGAAACACUCACAGAAAAGCAGUGUAUAUUCAGGCCUUAAUGGUGCCUCUUUGUAUCCCUUGGAGUCACCUAUUCCAGCAGACAGAUAUAGGAAUCUGGAUUGAAAGUUAGUUAAAAUUUUUAUUACAAUACACUUGUAUAAAAAAGCUAGUAUAGGUCCUACUCGUUUCGUUACAUAAAAGGACCUUCUGCAGGGACCAUAUAAUUAAAAACAAACAAUCAGUGACAAGAGAUGGCUUGUAACUUCCCUGCCAUAAAUCCCUUAAAUAGGGCUAAUCCCAGAUGUCCACUUGGUAUGGUGGUCAUCUUCCUUCUGGAUUGGUUCCUGCACCUACAGCUUUCAUAAUGAAGUGGUGGACAAGAUAGCGGCCAUAGAUGCCACCCAGAACCAUUUCAUGUAACUCAUGGCCUGUGACGGAUUGCCUGGUCACUUUUAACAACUGGCGCCGGGCUCUAAUCACCUUCUCCAUAAAAUAGUUAUUUUUCACAGUACUAACCCCUUGAUCAGAGCUUUCUGGAGAUAUAAUAAACGUGGGCAUAACUAUAGGGGAACAUAUGUUUUUAUGAUUAUUAUUGUUAGGCACCCUGGUGCCUGGUAAGUAAUUACAUUUCCGUGUCCUGAGUC
Molecule: messenger RNA, 5124 nt
Organism: Pelobates cultripes (western spadefoot toad)
Lineage: Eukaryota; Metazoa; Chordata; Amphibia; Anura; Pelobatidae
Source: the annotation of a GenBank genome assembly